AUGUGUAAAGUUAUUUAUGGUAAAGAUGAAAUUUCUUCAAAAUGUAAAUUAACUGUAAAAAAAGAUAACAAAGAAUUGGAUGACUCAACAUUAGACAGUACUGAAAUUCCAAAGUUCCAUCUUCUUCUUAAAGAUACAAUAGUUAAAGUUGGGGAACCAAUUGUUUUAUGUGUAACUAAUACUACAAUACCUGAACCUGAUAAUGUAGAAUGGUAUAAAGAUAAUGAUAGAAUAUAUCCUGAUAAUAAAAAAUACUUUGUUAUGAGAGAUAAAGGGAGAUAUAUAUUAGAAACAUUAAAUGCAGAAAUUACUGAUACUGGAAAUUAUAAAGUAAUUGGAUUUAAUAAAAAUGGAAAAUGUACCUCAAGUUGUCAGGUAACUGUAACAGAAGUUGAUUUAUCAUCACCUCCUGAAUUUACUGUUCCAUUAAUGAAUGAAAAAUCACAGGAAAAGAAAUUUGUCAAAUUUGAAGUAUAUUUAAUUGGAUCACCAUCUCCAACAGUCAAAUGGUAUAAAGAUGACAUCCCUAUAAUUCAUAAUGAUAGAAUCAGAAUAAUAAAUGAUGAAAGAUUAAGAAAGUUUUCAUUAACAAUUCUUGAUACCAAAAAAACUGAUGAAGGUAAUUAUAAAUGUAUUGCUUCAAACAAUGUUGGAGAGGUUGAAACAAAUUGUUUUCUUGAAAUUCAAGAAUCAAAAUAUGUACAACGGCAAGAGACCAAUGCAUUAGCACCUACAUUUAUAAUGCCAUUACCAGUCAUUCGUGAACUUCCUGAAAUGGUUGAAGUGUCACUUAUAUGUGUUGUUACUGGAGAGCCACAACCUUCUAUAAGGUGGUAUAAAGAUGGGCAGUCGUUAGGUCAACAUAUUGAGACAACAUUUCAAAAUGGUGUUGCUUCAUUAAUUAUAAGAAUACCUGAAAUAUCUGAUUCUGGUGUAUAUACAUGUGAAGCAAUUAAUGAUAUGGGUGUUGCAAAAUGUUCAGGAGUAAUUAAUAUACAAGAAUCAAAUCGAAUUACUUUAGUUCCACCUAAAUUUGUUGAACCAUUGACAAAUACUUCUGUUAUAGAAGGAAAUGAAAUUGUUUUAAAAUGCCAAUUAAUUGGAAAACCUGUACCAUUUAUCACAUGGUAUAAAGAUGGUUUAAAACUUUUAAUGAAUAAUAGAAUGCUUCAGUAUGUUGAUAGACAUGGAAAUGUUAGAUUUAAUAUUCUUCAAGCUAGAUUAGAUGAUAGUGGUGAAUAUACAUGUGAGGCACAAAAUCUUGAUAAAAAAAAUAAUUUAAAAGAUUUUACUCAUUGUACUGUUACUGUUAAUGAAAGUGAACUUACAAUAUUAAGUGCUUCACCAGCUGUUUUAAAUAGAAAUAAUAAAGUUACAAAAUCAAGUAGUUCUGGAAAAUUAAAGAAUACAUCACCACCAGUAAUUUUAAGAAAACCUUCACCAAUAACUAAAAUUCAUGAAGGUAAUAAAGAAUUAAUAGAAGUAGAAAUUAAUGAGGAUAGUAAUGCUAAAGUAGAAUGGAUGUUUGAAGAUAAACCAUUUAUUGAAUCAAACACCGUUAGAACAUAUUUUGAUGGUAGAAUUGCAUUUUUAAAAUUCUUUGAAGCUAAUAAAUUUCAACAAGGAAUGUAUAAAUUUAUUGCAACAAAUGAAUAUGGAAGUACCUCAAUUGAAACUGAAGUUGUUAUUGAAACAAUGAAAAGUGAACAUAAUUAUAUAUCUAAAAUGCCUUUAUUUACAAAAAAACUUGAAAAUAAAAUUGUUAAUCUUCAUGAUAAAGUAACUUUAGAAUGUUACAUAAAUAGUACACCUGAUACAAUUGUAAAAUGGUUAUUAAAUGGUAAAACAUUACACUCCUCUCCUAAUAUAGAAUUUCAUAAGUAUUCUAAAGAAACAGAAUCAUUUUAUGGAGUUGAAUUUAAUGAUAUAACAGAAGAAGAAAUUGGAACUAUAACAUGUGUUGCAAUAAAUAAAUAUGGUGAAUGCUACAAUUCAUGUGAAAUUAUUUUAAUUAAUGAAAAGUUAGAUAAUACCAAAAUUGAUAAAAAAAAUAUUUUACAACAAAAACCAGUAGUAGUUGAAACUUUAAAAGACCAAACAGUUUAUGUAGGUGAUAAUGCAACAUUAAAUUGUACAAUAGAAAAUUUAUUAAGUACCAAAAUAUCAUGGUUUAAAAAUGGUGCAGAAAUAUUUUCAUCAAGUAAACAUCAAUUUGAAUUUAGUGAUGGUGGAAAAAUUACACUAAAAAUUAAUAAUUGUGAUAAAAAUGAUGAAGGUUUAUAUGUUUGUUCUGCUUCUAAUGAUAUUGGAAAUGAAGUAACAAAUUGUAAUUUAUUUGUUAAAAAUAAAUCAAAUGAUACAAAAGAUUUAUUAUCACAAUCACUAUAUAAUGAAGAUAGUGGAAUAUUAGAUGAAAAAGUUUUUCCACCAAAAUUUACCAGAACACCUCUACCAAAUAUAAAUAUUGGAGAAGGUAAAAAACUUGAUGUAAUUGUUAAAGCAGUUGGCAAUCCAGUUCCACAUAUUUCAUGGAUGAAAGAUGGAAAAUGUUUAACAAGAUCAAAUAAAAUUUAUCAAACACGUUUAAUUGGUAAUGGUGAAGCUGUCCUAACAAUUGACUGUCCUGUAUUAAAAUCAUCUGGAGCAUUUACGUGUAUUGCUGAAAAUAUUCAUGGAAAAGAGACAUUUGAAUUUAAUAUUAUUGUUACUAGAUCUGCUUUUGACUUAACAUCUGAUAUUGAUGAACCACCAAAGUUUGUCAAAGAGUUAGUUGAUGUUGGAGUUAUAAAUAAUGAUUCUAUAGAACUUGAAUGUGAAUUAACAGGUUUCCCUGAACCAUCAGUAGAAUGGUUAUUUAUUAAUGAUAAAAAAGUAACAAAUAAAAUUGAUCCAACAAAAGGAACAUGGGAAGAAUCAAGAAUACAAAAUAAAGUAAAACUUUCUAAUGAAUGUAUAACAAAAAGUCAACAAGGAACUUAUCAAUGUUUAGCAAUAAACAAAAAUGGAACUGCUCUAACACAAUGUUAUGUUCUUGUUGGAGAUAAAAUUGAUGAAAUGGCAAAACCACCAAAAAUAAUUAAAAAACUUCAAGAUAAAAUAUGUUCAAUAGGAGAUGAUGUUGAAUUUGAUAUUGAAUUUGAAGGUUACCCAUCUGUAGAUGUAUUAUGGUAUAAAGAUGGCAAUAAAAUAACAGAAAAUUUAAAUUGUCAAAUUCAACUUAUUGAUAACAACAAAAGUAAAUUAAUAAUAAAAAAUAUUACUCUUGAUGAUUUUGGAAUUUAUGGUGUCAGUCUAACAAACACUCAUGGUCAAUUAGAACAUGUAUGUUGUUUGAAAUUUGGAAAUAAAUCAGAACAGGCAAAUGAUUGUGAAAAUAACUUUUUGCAAGAUGAUGAAUUUUUAAACAAUAGCACAAUUAAAAUUUGUCAAACAGAAAAAGGAGAAAAAAUUAUAUCAAGUAAAAUGAAUAGACAAAAAUCUCGGGAUCUUGUUCAUUUAAAAAAAGGAACACCUCCAACAUUUAUUGUUGGACUUUCUGAUAUGAAUCUUAAAGCUGGAGAUUGUGCUGCUGUUACCUGUAAAUUGGCAAAUAAAAAAGUCAAAAAACGACAUCAUAGAGAUAGAAAUUAUGAUGAAUCAAAAGAUGAAAUAAAUGUAGAUUUUAAUGCAACAUAUUUUGAUACCACAAAAGAAGAAGGAAAUUCUGAAGAAGUAACUAAUUUGGAGACUACUUCAAAAACACUUGAUUUCCAAAAUUCAUCAGUAUUAGAAGAAAUAAGACGAAAUAUCUUAUUGAGAAACAAAAAAAAGUGUAGACCAAAGUUUUUUGUUAAACCUAAACCAAAGAAAGUUUUAGAUGAAUUUAAAUCAUUAAGACUUAAAUGUGCCAUAAGUGCAAAUCCAGCAGCAGACGUUAACUGGGACAAAAAUGGAACAAUUUUGGAGUCAGGAAAUAAAUUUUCUAUCUAUAAUGAUGGAAAUUUUUAUUAUCUUGAAGUUCAUAAUCUUUCAACAUUUGAUGGUGGAUUUUAUAACUGUUCUGUUGUUAAUUCAGAAGGUUUCACAUCUUGUAGUAGUGAAAUUGUAAUUCAACCUGCAUCUGAUGAAAAAAGAUUAAAUUUUAUUAGUAAAAAAGGAAAGAAUUUUUCUAAACCAGUUUUUGAGGAGAAAUUUUCAGAUCAAAUUAAUAUUGAAACAGUUGAGGAAUUUUCACUUGAAUGUAUUAUAUCAGGAUAUCCUGUUCCUGAAAUUAAAUGGUAUAAAGAUGGACAUGAAAUUGUACCACAUAAAAAUCAAUUUAAAAUAUCUUAUGAUGGUGAACAUUCAUCAUUAUUAUUUUUAAAAAUUGAUCCUUCCAAAAAUGGUAAAUAUAUUUGUAAAGCUACAAAUUCUGAAGGUUCUACAUAUUGUAGUACAAUAAUUAACGUUGUUGAAAAUAUGGCACCUGUUAAAGAAGAAAAGAAUGAUGUUGAACCUAAAUUUAAAUGUCCUUCAUCUGUUGUUAAAUGUACUGAUGGCAGUGAGGUAAAAUUAAUUGCCAUACUUGAGAAAGGUUCUGAUCCUUUAGGUUAUCAAUGGAUUCAUAAUAAAGUUGCAAUUCAAGAUUCAUCAGCUUUUAAAUAUUCUAGAGAGGGUAACAAUUUGAUUCUCACAAUUAAAGAUGCAUUUCCUGAAGAUUCGGGUAUAUAUACAUGUAUUGCACAAAAUUCAGUAGGUUAUGAUACAACAAAUAUUGAAUUAAAAAUUGUUGAACAAUUUUCAAAAACUUAUGACAUUGAAGAUAAACCAUCUAUAAAACCUUUAACAAAAAAAUAUACAUUUAAAGAAGGAUCAGUUGGUGAGAUAAUAUUUAAUGUUUCUGGAAAUCCUGAACCUGUAAUAUCAUGGUUAAAUAAAAAUAAACAACAAAUAUUAGCCUCAUCAAAAUAUGAAAUGAUUUGUAAAGGAAAAGAUUUUAUUUUAAGAAUACAUAAUAUGUCAACAGAAGAUAAUGGUAUUUAUUACUUGAUAGCAGUUAAUACUGUUGGAACUACAAUUGAAAAAGCAACAAUAAAUGUUGCUCCAAAAUCAACAACUACAGAAAAUGAGACUGUUCCUUGUUUUGUAAAAAAAUUAAAUGAUUUUUAUAAUUUUGAUAUUGGAAAAGAAAAUAUAAAAUUAACUGUUAGUUAUGAUGGAAACCCUGAACCUGAUGUUCAUUGGUAUAUUAAUAAUGAAAAAAUUAGAACUGUUGACUUAAGUUACAAAAUAAUUACCUAUAAAAUGAAAUCAACAUUAACAAUUCUUAAAUUUGAUAAGGAUUGUGUUGGUGAAUAUCUUUGCAUUAUAAGAAAUAAAUGUGGCGAAGAUUUGUCAAAAUGUAUUGUAAAAAUUAAAGAUGUAUUAAGUGAUGAAAAAGUUUUACGUAAAAGUUCACUAAAACUUGGAACAAAACCAGUAAUCAGUAGAAGAUAG
Strongyloides ratti is the source of this 5454-nucleotide messenger RNA. Its product is annotated as Unc-89. Bases 1 to 5454 code for a protein of 1817 amino acids. NCBI's taxonomy places the organism in Eukaryota, Metazoa, Nematoda, Chromadorea, Rhabditida, Strongyloididae. The record is from RefSeq and is a predicted model, not a curated record. The transcript has 5 exons.